Penicillium digitatum Pd1 is the source of this 183-nucleotide messenger RNA. NCBI's taxonomy places the organism in Eukaryota, Fungi, Ascomycota, Eurotiomycetes, Eurotiales, Aspergillaceae. The record is from RefSeq and is a predicted model, not a curated record.
AUGCAUAUAAGAAAGUUGACAGCUCGAGGUGAUACGGUCGCCAUAUUACUUGGACUGGAUUUAGGUGCGAGGGGUGAGCCAGCCUCGUGUAUAGACAGACUAUGUUCGGGUGAGACCUGCCGGGACUCACAACCACAAGUUGGCAGUCAUUGGCUAUACAGUGCUAGGGAAUCAGUUCGAUGA